Halichondria panicea is the source of this 1346-nucleotide messenger RNA. Its product is annotated as silicatein-like. Gene Ontology annotation, molecular function: cysteine-type endopeptidase activator activity involved in apoptotic process; cysteine-type endopeptidase activity. Gene Ontology annotation, biological process: positive regulation of apoptotic signaling pathway; immune response; positive regulation of peptidase activity. Lineage: Eukaryota; Metazoa; Porifera; Demospongiae; Suberitida; Halichondriidae. The transcript has 7 exons. Bases 165 to 1157 code for a protein of 330 amino acids. The record is from RefSeq and is a predicted model, not a curated record. Gene Ontology annotation, cellular component: lysosome.
UUUCUUAUGUUGACACGUUUUCUGUUAUUGGAAGUCAUGUGUCUCUAUAGCCUUUGACAUGCAAAUUCAUGAAUAAAACCUGGCUAUAAAGAGAGACUGAUCUGUGGUAGACUCUACUCGGUGAUCUAGCUUCAGUUGUAUACAGUUGAGAGGAAUAUUCAAGAAUGAAGAUCUUAAUAGUCCUAACAUUACUUGGCCUGGCUUGUGCUAGAGGAGUGCCAAAGUAUGCAUUUGUGGAGGAAUGGCAACUGUGGAAGUCGUCUCAUGAGAGGGACUACACUACCGACAGAGAGGAGCUUGAGAAGCAUUUAGUGUGGCUGUCUAACCGAGAGUACAUUCAACAACACAAUGCCAACUCGGAAAUCUUUGGCUUCACUCUCGCUAUGAAUCACUAUGGAGACAUGACUGACAUGGAGUACAUGGAGAAGUUUGCGACUUACAAGAGAACCAAGCAUACAAACAGUAAAGAGUAUAAGCCAGUUAAAGGCGAUGACACCAGUGGCUACCCAGUAUCCAUGGACUGGCGAACAAAGGGAGCUGUCACAUCAGUCAAAAGCCAAGGAGAUUGUGGUGCAAGUUACGCCUUCAGUACUAUCGGUGCUGUUGAAGGAGCUUGGGCUCUGGCUCAUGGAAAACAAGUGGCCCUCAGUGUACAAAACAUUGUGGAUUGCUCUGUUUCGUACGGGAACCAUGGCUGUCAGGGUGGGAACAUGUAUGAUACUUACAUGUACAUUCUGGCUAACGAAGGCGUAGCCACACAGGACAAAUAUCCGUUCUAUGGAAGACAAGGGCAGUGCAAGUACGAUUCAUCCCUUUAUGGAGCCAAGAUCUCCGGUAGUGUGACCAUCAGCAGUGGCAAUGAAGCUAACCUCCAGGCUGCAGUGGCUAGUACUGGUCCCGUGGCAGUGGCAGUCGAUGGAAGCAACAAAGCAUUUAGAUAUUACAACAGUGGAGUGUACAAUCUCCCUGGGUGCUCCAGUUACUCUCUAGACACUGCUCUACUGAUUAUUGGCUAUGGAACGGUUAAUGAUGUUGACUACUGGCUCCUCAAGAACAGCUGGGGCACUAACUGGGGAAUGAGUGGCUACAUCAUGAUGUCCAGGAACAAAUACAACCAGUGUGGUAUAGCCACUGAUGCCUCAUUCCCAACUCUUUAGACAACUUUAACUCUAUAGGCAGUAGAUUUUGCAUACACACGUGUCCCUAUUCGUUUAAUUUGUGUGAUUUAGUUCUAUUUAUGACUAUACAAUCUGUUCAAUUGUUAGUGCAGUCUGUUUAAUUGUGUGUCCACCUUGUACGUCUGCAUUCAGAGAAUUCUUGUUCUUCAUUACCUUCAUGAAUGUCUA